AUGAGUGCCAGAUCAGACUCAAGCUCGAGCUUGUCGAGCGUUCCGCCCUCCGAUCCCCUAGUCAUCAAUCCACCAGUCGCCGAUGACAGCGAAGAUGAAGAGGAGGACGAUGAUCUCGAUAUAGAAGGAGACACUACGAUAGGCGGCACUGGGUCGCUCGAAGCACCACCGGGCAUCCCCAAUAGGCUGAUGUCCGAGCUUAGCAUCCAUAAUGACGAGGAAGCCGAGUUGCCUACUGUCGAUCCGCGAGAUAAGGAUGCGUGGGAGGACCAGCCAGAUGAAGACCUCAGCGACGAUGAGGAACUCGAAGAAGAGCAAGGACAGCCAACACUUGAUGCAGCUGAAGAGGAAGCCGAGCCUGAUGAGGACCCUGCCAUCGCUAACGCCACAGAUCUAGCCCACAAGCUCAGACUUCAGAAGGCUAAGCUGAAGAGGUGUAUCUAG
This is a messenger RNA of Fulvia fulva, 444 nucleotides long. RefSeq lists its product as uncharacterized. Lineage: Eukaryota; Fungi; Ascomycota; Dothideomycetes; Mycosphaerellales; Mycosphaerellaceae. The transcript has a single exon. The record is from RefSeq and is a predicted model, not a curated record. Bases 1 to 444 code for a protein of 147 amino acids.